This is a messenger RNA of Helobdella robusta, 1008 nucleotides long. RefSeq lists its product as hypothetical. The transcript is spliced from 4 exons. The record is from RefSeq and is a predicted model, not a curated record. Bases 1 to 1008 code for a protein of 335 amino acids. NCBI's taxonomy places the organism in Eukaryota, Metazoa, Annelida, Clitellata, Rhynchobdellida, Glossiphoniidae.
AUGGCUCCAAAGUUACAACAGUGCCCCGUCUGCUUUAACCACUAUAGAAGCACUCCAGACGGAAAGUUAUGUCGGCAAGGAGGUAAAGUGAAAGGACAGGAAUGCUCGGGGUCCCGGAAAAAAGUUGAUCCAUCGGGCGCGAGGGCUGCUUCGCCUCUCGGUGCCGCACCCGACCCCAAGCCCGGGUUACCCACACGGUCGACGGCCGCAUCGGUCUCCGGUGAUCCUCUCGACCUGGAUUACUCUGGUGUUUUUGACAAGCUGACGGCCGUGCUGAAAUGUGUACCGGUGUACGACCAUAUCCCUAAGCCAUGCAGGGAGAAGUUCGCACAUGAUCUAAACGCCUUGCUGACGGCUAAGACUUCCAGAGGGGGUCGCCGGGUCAACCAGGGCAAUCUGGUCAACAAGCGUCUAAGCGAAUAUUCAACUAUUGGUCUUGAAACCCUGGUACUGUGCUUUGAUGGGUUCAAUAAUGCCAAAUCACAAAAGCACAACCCCGAUCGGUGGAUCAACGCUGUGUCAUCUUGUAUUGAACAGGGAAACCUGUCCUCAGCUGUCAGACUUGUCUGUUCGCCGGAGGGCCUGGCGGAGAGCUCGCCGGCCACCUUCGAUAAAUUAUGUUCCAUCCACUCAAAAAUUCCGGUAGACAGGCGGGUCUUUCCCGCAUUGACACCAACAGCUGGUUGCGUUUCUCCCGCCGAGGUGCUGAGGGCCGUUAAAUCGUUCAAAAACGGUUUUUCUGGAGGCCUGGAUGGCCUACGACCUCAGCACCUUAAGGAUGUUUUUUCAGGCCCCUUGCCAAUCGACGACACACUGAACUCCUUAACCCAAUUCAUUAAUUUGAUCCUAUCUGGAGCUUGCCCACUCUCCGUCCGCCGGAUAUUUACAGAGUUCCCUGGACCAAGGUAUGGGAUCCUGAAUACAUUCUACGAGCAGACGCAGAGACAUGCUCAAACAGACAUAAGGGGAGCUUAUAAAAAUGUGAUUCGUUUUAUAUUGAGGAUUUAA